This is a messenger RNA of Morone saxatilis (striped sea-bass), 3366 nucleotides long. RefSeq names its product phosphatase, orphan 2 (gene phospho2). Bases 188 to 919 code for a protein of 243 amino acids. Lineage: Eukaryota; Metazoa; Chordata; Actinopteri; Moronidae. Gene Ontology annotation, molecular function: phosphatase activity. The record is from RefSeq and is a predicted model, not a curated record. The transcript has 4 exons.
UUUUAUAUGUGUUAGCCUGGCUCUAGACUGCUGUAGAUAGCACUGUUAUCCCCCGGAGCCUGAUCUGAACUGCUGCGGCACAACUGAAUAGGACGGAUUAGCCGGGCUGCGAGGCCGUUGACUUGUAAGGAGACGGAGUUACACCAGACUUCUUUUAGAAAAGAAGCCACUUAAAGCAUAGUGGAAAAUGAAGACCCUGAUGGUGUUUGAUUUUGACCACACUGUGGUCGAUGACAACAGUGACACUUGGGUGAUUAGAUGCCUUCCGGGUCAGACUCUUCCGGACUCUGUGAAGAAUUCCUACAGAAAAGGCCACUGGACUGAGUUCAUGGGCAGAGUGAUGAACUACAUAGGAGACCAGGAGGUCAGUCCAGACAGGGUCCGCAGUGUGAUGGAGACCAUCCCCUUCACAGCUGGAAUGACGGACUUGCUGACAUUCAUAUCGGAGCAUAAAAGCACCAUCGACUGCAUAGUCAUCUCUGACUCCAACACCAUGUUCAUAGACUGGAUCCUCCGCGCAUCCGGACUCCAGGCAGCCGUCGAUCAGGUUUUCACCAACCCGGCUAAGUUCAACGAGCUCGGGUACAUGGAGGUACAGUGCUACCACUCUCACGACUGCGACCGAUGCCCCGUCAACCUCUGUAAGAAAAAGGUCCUGGAGCUGUAUCUGUCGGAGCAGGCCGAUGGAGGCGUGGAGUACGAGCGCAUAUUUUACGUGGGGGACGGUGGGAAUGAUCUCUGUCCUACUUCCUGUCUGAGGGGGCGUGACGUUGCCAUGCCCAGGAAGGGGUUCACCCUGGAGAAACUGCUGGCCAGACUGGAAGGUCAGGAAGACAAGGCUUCUCUGAGAGCUAAAGUCAUUGCCUGGAGCAGCGGCGCUGAAGUCCUGGAGGAACUGAAAGCAAGUAUGCAGUCGUAGUCGCCGCCUAUCAGCGAUAACUCAGAUACUGCACUUAUGGCAAAUAUAGAGUCUGCACUGUAGAGGGAAUAUGCUGCUCCCCAGAAUUGUUUCAAAUUUAGUUUUUAUUAUCAAGACAGUAUUUUUAAUUUUUAAAGCGAAAAUGUUGAUGGUGGUAUGAUUUUCAUGUAGUUACAAAUCCUUUAAAAUUGAUGAGUCUUCUGCAGGAGCUUUUAUCUCUGAAAACAGUAAGGACAACAAGGUUUCAGUGAGGUGGGACGGAGGCAUCUGAGCCCAGUUACAAUACAAAUACAUUACAAAAACAACAUUUACGCAUGCAGUGUGUGUUCGACAGUGGAUCAUAAUUCAGAUAAGGUUAUAUUUAGUAUAAUAUUCAAGAUCUGGUUGAGUGGAAAGAACGGGGACUGCUGCCCUAAAACUAACCGAGCCGGGCGUCUUUUAAAAGUGACAGUUUUGGAAAAUAUGCUCAUUAACUUUCGUGCUUAGAGUUAUACGAGAAGAUUGAUACCCCCUUCCUGUCUGUACACGAAAUAUAUAAAGCUACAGUCAGCAGCCAAUUAGCCUAGCUUAGCUUAGCAUUAAGACUGGAAGCAGGCUGAAACAGCUAGCCUUGUUCUGUUCAAAGGUAAAGUAACUCCACCUACCAGCACCUAGAAAAAGAGAAUUGAAUUUUAGAAUAACAGAAAAUAAAAUAAACCAAUACAUACUGUUAUUUAAAUGGAUAUACACAUUUACACCCAUGAAACAAUGUUGCAGUGCAUUUUUUAAAUUUGCGUUUGUUUAAAUUUCAUCUUCACAUAAAAAGAAACGGUGUCAAACAAACAAAAAACAAGAAAAAGAAGCAAUCUUUUAUUUAGCUUCACUGGUGCUGGUAGGUUUUUUGUUACCAUUGGACCGAGCCAGGCUAGCUGUUUCCCCCUCCUUUCAGUCUUUGUGCUAAGCUAAGCUAAUCGACUCCUCGCUCUAUCUCCAUAUUUAGCUGACAGACAUGAUAGUAGUAAUUGAUCUUCUCAUUUAACUCUGGUCAAGAGCAGAUAAGAGUAUGACUGCAGGCUAAUUCCCAGGUAUCAACUCUCAACCAUGAAGCUCAGCUCGUGUUCAUCAACCACACUGAAACACACCACAUUUGUAUCCACCCUGUCAGUACUUAUUAUCACAAUAUGUUCAGUAAGAGUUUAUUAAUGUCACUCAUCACUUCAGUCAGGCGUGAAGCCUUGCAGUUUGCUUCACUAACACUAUAAAACACACAAACACACUUUAUGACUUUAUUUAUGUAUUACCACUGUGGCAAUAGUCCCUUUUUCACAGCAGACAUUUUAGGAAAAGCACAGAUGUAACUUAAAACAUUAACUUUGGCUCUGUUGCGUUCAAGUGUCCCAGUAAGUCAUUGAGAGUAACGUGCACAGUGCCAGGACCCUGAAACUGAAGCAGCUAAAUGGGAUUCAGCCAUCGCUCAUUCUAUUCUUCACACCUGUGCUUUUCCUACUGCGACAAGACAAAACAUCUUCAGUGAAAAAGGUGGAUUAUAUUAUAGCUACACUAGCUAGCUCAGGGCUGCAGCCACCACUCUGAAUGCAUACCACCUCAUGAUUAACUUACCUCAGUUGCAAUAUAAUACAAUAUAAAUUAAAUGAAUAAAGAUUAAAGAAAUUACAGUGUUUCCAUUGUUGAAACGUUUUUUUCUAUAUGAUUGAAAAUGCAAACUGUCUUGCCUAAUACACUUUUCAUACUAUGUCAAAGUUGUUUAAUGUUACUUAGUCUUACAUCUGAAAGUAUAGCUUCGCUUCCAAUAGUAAAAAUAAGUUCAGUUGCUUACAACCCUAAACCGACACAUAACUGAGCUAACAGGGUUUAUUAGCUUAUUAUAUUUAGUUCUUUAGACAAUGUUUGCUACUCUGUGCCUGUGAACACAUCUGCCCUUUAGUGAUUUUAACUGAUUUACAUGUAAAGUCUGUGGUGUGUAGCCAGUUCCCUGAAGCUGUCUUGAUUGUUUUCACCAGGUUUGGAUUGAUCUGGUGUUAACUGUCAGUUGACUCUGUUGAAUGGCACAAACCAUAACUAUUUUUUAAAGCUAAAUGAACAAAAAUUCAGUUUUUCUACAAUAGACCACAGAUGUACUAAGUCCUGUGGAUAAUUUUCCUGAGUGAAAUCCAGAAGCACUGUUUUAACAUCCGUCCACGCUUUACACGUUUGAGAAGGUUCCAGUUUAUUCAGUAAUAUUAUCCAGAUAACCAGGAAACUAAAGAUAGUGUUGGAUUCAUCCUGGGACUUCAUCCAGGUUUCGCAUAGCUAGUUUAUAUCACUGGGAUAGAGUACUGGGUUUCCAAUUUCAUGGAAACACAUGCUUUAAGAGUUUUUUGUUGACACUGUCAUGAGGCAACAUGUGAAAUGUUAUGUUUGUUCUUAAUCUUGUAAUUCUAAUGAUGCAAUUAAAACCAGAAACCUCU